AUGGAAGAAUAUAUUAAUACUCUCAAGAAAACUGCCAAUUAAGAAAGAUCUUCGAAACGACAUAUAUAAUAAGUUGCUUAAUUAGAAAUUAAAAGAAUGUUUAAAUUUGAUCCAGAUACUUAACUGUAAAAGUAAAUGAAAUAGUUUGAUGUAAUUUUUUGUUUAAUUAUUAAGAUUCUUCUUCAAAAUAGAUAAUGGAAUGGAAAUUUACGAUUUUGUAAUUUUUAAGGCAAUUUUAAAAUUGAAUAUUGGAUAUAUAUAGAAAAAUAAUUAAGAUUUUGUGAUUAGUUGAAAAAAAUGAAAUUUACUAAAUCAAAAUUAGGUCUAGAUCAUCUUUAAUUAUUAUUGAAAUUGCUUAUAUGGCUUUAACCAUAAGGAAUAGAAAUUGAAUUUAAUCAUAAUGAACUUGAUGAUCAUAGUCUCAAUGAUUUUACUCUUGAAUUAAUUAAAAGCAAAUUAAACUUAAAAUAUGUAAGAUCUCUCAGUAUACUUAGUUACUUAUAUCUAAUAAUCCUGGUAUAUUUAGAGGAAAAUACUUGUAAAAUUUAUCCAAUUUCUUAGAAAAAUAAUUUACAUUAAAUUUAAGCAUCAAUCACUAAUAUAAAUCAAUUAUCUUAUAUAAUAAAAGAUUAUUUGAUGAAAAAAGUUACUCAUACAUAUAAAAGAAAUUGAAAAGAAUGAAAUAUCAUUCAUUUAAUUUAAGUAAUUGCUUUACUGAAUAAAAUUAUUAAGGAUUUGAAUAUUUAAUAUAAACAUGUUAUAGUGAAUCAGCUUUAGAAACUAUUUCUGAACUUAAUAUUUCAAAUAAUUAUCUUGGUCCAAAUACACUAAUUGAAUCAUUAUUUGUUAAUUUAGCAAAAGCAAAGGGACUUUUAAAAUUAGGUUUAAAUAAUUUAAAUUAAUUAACUCAAUCUACUUGCAAAGCAUUAAUUGGUAAUCGUUAUUCUUAUCUAAGACUAUUGGAACUUGAUUUAUCAAAUAAUUCAUCCAUUGAUGAAUCUGCAUUAUAAAUACUCUUAGAUGAAAUUAUCUCUAAAUCUUGUAAGUAUUUUGCAUUUGAAAAUACAUUUUAAAAUAGUGAAUCACUUUUAGCUAAAUUGUACCAUUUUGCCUAAUCUUUUAGAAAUAGAAUAAAAUAAGGAGAAAGAUUGAAUUUGGAAUCAAUAGAUUUAAGCACAAUUGAGAAUAUUUAAUAGUAUGAUUUACUAGAAGAUUUAUUAAAAUUUGUUGUUUUUAAUUCCUUUAGUAAUAUUAAAAGUUUAGUAAUCAAUCCAUUAACUGAUGGGAUAUGUUAAAGUUAUAUUAAUGCAAUUUAAAACUUUAAAAAGUAAUACAGAACAACAAAAUAAUUAAAUUUACAAUAAAUAACUAUAAAAAAAUAAAAUCAAUAAUUAGGAGAGGAUAUUCUAAAAUAAUUAAUGAAUGAAUUGUUUUUUCCUUAAGAAAAUGAAGCUAUAUCAAUAUAAACAGUAUAUUUUAGUUCUCGUAGUUUUGAAUUAGACUCAAAUUGCUUUAUAUUUUAAUAAUAUUUAAAUUCAUUAGAUACAUAUAGAACAUUUAGUUUAAAGAAUCUUUUAAUUAAAAAUACUUUUGUAACUGAUAAAUUAACAGAAAAAAUACUUUAAGUGUUUUUGGCAUAACGAACAUUUGAUUUGGAAACAUUGUAAUUUAAAGAAGACAAUUUUAAUGAUACAAUAUACUUUGAUUAAAUUUUGUUGUAGAGUAAAUUCUUAGAAAAAUAACCUGAUAUAAAAUAUUUUGCUUUAAGAAAAUUAGAUCUUUAAAUUGUUGGAUUAUAAAUGAAUAUAUCAUUGUUUCUAAAAUGCUUUAUUACUAAUAAUUAAGUGAAAUUAAAUUAUAUUAGUCUUGCUAAUUUAAGUUUAACUUAUGAUUAAUUAUCUCAUGAACAUUAUGUAUCACCUGUCAAAGAUGAUAAUCUAGAUUUAUAAACUAUAAAAUUUAAAGAUAAUACAGAUAUGAAUAAAAAAGCAUUUAAGAUAUUUUCUGAUUAUUGUAUUUUCAAUUAGUUUCUAGAUUUGUAAUAUCUACAAAUAAGUGAUUUUGAAUAUGAUUUAGAUUUAUCUUUUUAAUUUGAUUCACUAAAAAAAUUAAGUCUUUAUCAUAAAUUUAAAAAAUUUGAUUUACCAUUAAAAAUUAUUUUAGCAUCUCCAAAACUAGAAGAGUUAAAUUUCAAAAAAGUUGAUAUCAAUGAAGAUUUAGCAAAAUCACUCAGUAAAUAUUUUUUAUUACGUCAAUAAAAGGAUGAGAAAGGAAAAUAAUUAUUUUAUUUCAUUUCUAAAUUAUCAUUUUUUGAAUGUAAUUUUUCAAGUGAAAUAUUAUAAUUCUUUUUUCUUGAUCCUUAUUGUGAUUUAGAACAAUUAUAAAUAAUAUAAUGUAAAGGUUUUGAGAAAACUUUAGACAAAUUAGUUACAGGACUAAAAGAUUCUUAAUAAUUAAUUAAAUCUUAAUUAUCAAUUCUAAUAAUGAAAAAAUUAAAAUUACAAAAAAAUAUUAAAUCUUUUUUAAAAUUUUUAGAAUAUGUUUGUUUUAAUUCAGAACUAAUAGAAGAAAAGGAUUUAAGAUGUCAAUUAGAAUAAUUAGUGUUAUAAAAUUGUUCUUUAAAUGAUGAAUUCUUUUAAGGUUUAAUUGAUUUAAUUUCAAAUUGUAUUGAAUAAGAACAAAUAUCAAAAAAGUUCUUGUAAACUAUUGACUUUUCUGAUAAUAAUUAAAUAAAAAGUACUUUAUGGAGAAAAGUAAUAUAUUAUUUAUAUUUAGUUUUAUUAACUUCUAAUGUCUAAAGAAUUGAAACGAUAAAAAAAAACUAAAAUUUUGGUCUAACAUACUGAUUUUUAAUAAUAAGAAUAGAAAUUACAUAAUUUUAUAGAAUAAAAUCAUCUAAAUUUAUAAGAUAAAAUUUAAAUAGCUCCUGAUAAAUUUAUAUAAUCACCUCCUUCAAGAAUUUAAGAUAUGGCAAUAAAAUUUUUUACUGAAUUUGAAAAUGAAAAAGAAAAGAUUAAUUAUUAUUAUAGAAUGUUAGCUGGUUUAAUUUAUUAUCCAAAAAGUAGAAUUAGUAAUUUAAAAAUAAGUGAUGUAGAUCUAGAUUUAUUUAUAAAUACUUCUGAAAAACUUCUUAUAUAUUCAGAUUUAUCAAAACAAGAUAAAUAAAAAAAAUAAACUUUUACAAAUAUUAAAAAAAUAACAAUUUCUUCUAUAAAAUUUAAUGAUUCAUUAAAUACAUAAUCCUUUUAUUAAUUAUUUAUUAAUAAUUUAGUAUCUUUAAAAAUUGCUGAUGCACAAAGUGGAUUUAUGGAGGGAUUACUUAACUUUUUAGAUAAAUUUGAAGGUAAAUUAAAAAUAACUAAAUUACAUUUAAUAAGAGUAAAUGAAUAUCUUAAUUAAAAUUAAUCAAAUUAAUUUCUAAAUUAUAUAAUAUUUGGACAAAAAUUACCAAUAAAAUAAUUAAAGAUUUCAGAAUCUAUUUAAUUUAAAGAUGAUGAAAAAUUCGUUAAAUAAAAUCUAAGUAAUAUAAUCCCAUAAAUUUAAAAAUUAAUUUUCAAAAUAGAAAAUAAAGAUUCAUUCUAAUUCCUUCAAUCAUUUUCUAAAUAUCUUUUGGAGAGUUAAAAUUUAUAACAUUUUGAAAUAGAAUGUACUUAGAGUGGAAGUUUAUUAUUUGAAAAUAUUGAUUUAAUGAAUAGUAUUCCUAAGUUAAAUGUUCUUAAACUUAAAACAGUUGUAGAUUUAACUCCUAAAUUAUUAGAAUUUAUAUCUUAAACAGCUACAACAUUAUAAGAAGUUAAAUUUUAAAGUGUAAGAAUCUAAAAUAUAAAAGAAACAGUUACAUGGUUUAAUAAUGCAGAAACUAUUGUAUUAAAUUGUAAAUUAAUAACCAAAAUAGAUGAAAUAGUAGAAGAAGAAUAAGAUAUCAUUAUAUAAUAUUUUUUGAGUAAUAAGAUAUUUUAAUGGCAAUAACUUAAAUAUAAAUCAUCUAAAGGAUUAUAAAAGUUCAACAAUAAACUUCUAAGUGAUAAUUUUAAAAAUUUAAUUAAACUUGAAAUUAAUGCACAAUUUGAAAUAAGUUCUAAUAAAAAAAUAUCAAAUGAUUUCUUGUUCUAUUUAUCAAAGUAUAUUAUUUAUAAUGAAGAAUCUAAAUUAAAAGAACUUAUAUUAAUAUAAUGCAAUAUUACAGUAACAUAAAUUUUUAAAUUAAUAAAAUAAGCUGAAGAAUUUAGUGAAAAUGUUUAAAAGCCUCUAUCUUUAAGGCGUUUUACUUUAAGUAAAUCUCAAAAUAUUGAUGAAGAAGCAUUCUAAGAAUUAUGUCGCUAUUUAAUAUUCUUCCAAUAUAUCAAAUUAGAUAGACUUGAAUUAGUGUAACUUAAUUUAUCAAACAAAAUGAUUUAAAAAUUGAUUGAAAAUAGCUUAGAAUGGUUAUAGUUUUAAACUUAGAAAGUAUUUGAUUUUAAAUGUUUGAAUUUUUCAUAUAAUGAUACCUUUGGAUCAGUAGAAACUUGGGAGUCUUUAUGUAAGACAUUUUUAUUUAGUGAAUAUACACCUAUGUUAACCCAUCUGUUUUUAAAUGGAAUGGAUAUAAAGAAUCAUAUUGCAAAGUUGAUUGCUAAUUGUGCAUUUUAAUUUUUCAAAAAAUAAGGUUAAAAUUAUUAACAUCCUUUAAAAGAAAUAAAUUUCUCAUAAAAUAGAUCUUUAAAUUAAAUAGGAUGGUAUUUUCUAAGCAAAUAUUUCUUUUUUCAUAAUUGUGUAGAUUUAAAAGAUAUUGAUGUAACAGAUUGUGAAUUAAAUGAAGAAAAUAAAAUUAAUAAAUUUAUGGCACCUAUCUAUGAAAGAGUUAAACUAUUUGGAAAUCUGAGAAUAAUUAAAUUUAGAAGUGAUAACAUUAGUUUAAAAAAUUCAAUGUAUAAUGUAAAUACAAUUCCAGGAAAAGAUAAAUUUAAAAUUAUAUCUGAUUUACCUUUUAAAAGAACCAAAUAUGUUGGUUGGGGAAAAGUUGAAGGUAAGAUAUAAUCAUUUGGUAUUUUGUAAAAAAAUAUAGAGAAAACUUUGAAGUUGCAAAGAAGAAUAAAUUUAUGUGAUUGUUGGUAGAAUCUUAAUGAAGUAAAAUUUAGUGCUUAUCAUCUUAAUUUUAUUAAUCACUUUUUAUAAAUAUUACCAUAAUUGACUCUAGAAAAGGAAUAUUCAUUUUCUUAUUAUUGUUUGGAUUAAUUAUUUAAUUUGUUUUAGUAUCCUGAUAAUGGUAGUGGUAAUCCUUAUCCUCUUUCAGGAUUAUUUAAUCCAAAAUGUUAAGAAUUCUUUAGUACUUCACAGAUAUCUAAAAUAACACUUGUAGAAACCUUUUUUCCAACACUUGAGAAACCUAAGUAAUAGGAUAUUUGGAAAUUUUAUAUAGAUGUGAUUUCAAAGAAAAACAAUUUAGAUUUAGUUGAAAUUGAAUAUACUUUAGAUGAUGAUUUAAUUGAAUAUUUAUUAGAGAAUGAUUAUACUGAAAGAGAUAUAGUUAAAUUGAUUAGAGUUGUACCACCAUCUCAUAUCAUUAUUUAAAAUAGUUUAACCUUAUAAGCAAUUAAAGGAAUAUAUUCAAUUUUAUAUGAAAGUAACUAUUUUUAAUAUUCUCAUAUAUCAUAUGAUCAUAGAAGAGUUUUAAAUAAUGGAAUUGGUUAUUCAAUAAGAGCAUUAGUUUAUGGAAUCAAUUUUUAAUAUAAAGUCCUCAUUUUCUUUAAGAAAAUUCUAUAUUUCUUGUUAUCAAUAUUUGUUUCAGAUGCAAAUAAAUAUUCUUAUUCUUUAGAAAUUAAAUAAUUAAAUUAGAGACUACAAAGUUCAUUAUUGUAUUUUGACUUUUUGGUUGUAUUGACUUUAAUCUAUUUAUUUAUGUGUAUUGGAUCUCCAAUAUUACUUACUAUCAAAGAUUUAGAUAGUUAAGAAGAUUUGUGCAAGAAAGGAGUUAAUUAAAUUGCAACCUAUUCAUAUUAUGGAUUUGCUGUUGUUACACUUAUUUUUGAAUCUCUAUUAUACAAAUAAAUAGUUGCAUUAAUUCCUUCUCAUGUUUCUAAAUUAAUUGAUAUUGAUAAUUAUAAUUAAGAUAAUUAGGAUGUAUAGAGACAAUCCAUUUUUGGAUUCAUUUAGCAAAAUAGAGUGACUCCAUUAGAUGAAUAACAUCAUUUAAAAGAGAAUAGUGAAAAUAGCAAAGAUUAUAUCACAAGAUUUAAUAGCAAUAUAAAGGAGUUUAUGAAUUCUUCUUAUGCUUAGAAUAUUCAAUUUUUAAUUACUCUUACUCUAUCUCAAUUAUCAAAAUAUGAUCUAUAUAAUGAUGUUGUAUUUAUCAUAAACUGCUUUAAUUGUAAAUAAGAUACAUUAUAUUAUGCUGCAUUAAUUAUUACAAUAUUUAAUUUAGCAAUAUAUUUGAUAUAUUUUAUUGAAAUACUUAUUCGAAGAAUCUAAAGAAUUAAAUUACAAACUAAAUAUUUAUCAACAUAAACCAUAAAUGACUUUUUUGAUCUUUGUACUGUUGGAAGAAAUGCUGCUUUAGCUUAAAUCUUAGAUACAGUAGCACCAUAUAAUGUAAGUGUAUUUCCUAAUAAAUGGUUUAUUAGAAAAUUGAUACCUAAUGUUGCUGGUAAAAGUUUGAAUAAAUCAAUAAAAGUAAUAAUUGUUAUUUUAUAUUAUUAAAUAGAAUUAUCUCAUAAAAUUUAUAUUUGAAGAUGUCCCUUAAUUGACUUUGUAAUUAACAUUCCUGUAUAAAAUGACAAUCUCAAAAUAGAUAACUUUGGGUUGGUCUAUUUACAUUACUUUAGGUACUUCUAUAGUCACUAUAAUCAUAUCCUUUUUUAAGUAUAAUCUCAACCAUUAAUUUUAGAUUUAUGUAGUUAAGACCUUCAACAAUAUCUUAGACAGACUUUGAUAAAUUAGAAAGAACAAAUACUUAGAUAUAUGAUUAUAAAAUCAACCAUUUGUAAAAUGAAAUGAAAAUGCUUAUAAAAUAUGAAGCCUUUUCUGCUUAAGAAAGAAAUAUUGAGCAAAGCUUAAUUAUAAAGAAAAAUGAUUCAGAUAGUAUGGUAUGA
Molecule: messenger RNA, 7067 nt
Organism: Paramecium primaurelia
Lineage: Eukaryota; Ciliophora; Oligohymenophorea; Peniculida; Parameciidae
Source: the annotation of a GenBank genome assembly